Rhizophagus irregularis DAOM 181602=DAOM 197198 is the source of this 1039-nucleotide messenger RNA. RefSeq lists its product as uncharacterized. The record is from RefSeq and is a predicted model, not a curated record. NCBI's taxonomy places the organism in Eukaryota, Fungi, Glomeromycota, Glomeromycetes, Glomerales, Glomeraceae.
CUUCUCCGCAGUAAUUAUGCCAAAUGUUCUGUAUUUUUUCUUCUUCGAGAUUUUGAAUUCACUCUUCUAAAGUCGGGAAAAUGGUUCGUAAAAAGAAUAAGAGACAUAAUCAAUCCACAUCAUCUGCAACUUCAUCAUCAGCCAAUGAGACCCAGUCCAAAAAUAUGAUAGUAUCGGAUACGGAAUUGCGAGAACUUGUACGUCAAGGUCUAGUAGUUGAUGAAGUUCACGAAGUAUUAUCAUAUGAUCGAAAAAAUAUGCCUUGGGUUGAUAACUUUAUUAAUCUUUCGAUUAAGCUCGAAAACCAAUGCAAUGAUCCAAGAGAAAAAGCAUAUCACUGUUUAAUGAGGGAGGUCUUUAAUAUGAAGGUUUUUCAUGAAGCAUCCAUUCAAGCUGGUCACAUUUCUAAGGCAGAAUAUCUUGGAAAUAAAAUAGACGACCGCAUAGUGGAUUUCAUUAUUCAAAUAGGGGAGGGUAAAAAAGGGUGGUUAAGCCGUGAGUCAGUUGCGACACUGCACAAAGCGACAAUUACAGAAAGAGUGGUAGAUUUGCUUAAUGAUACCAAAAAUAAAGGUCCUGAAGCUCGAGGACAAAUAAUCAUUUUCUAUAGAUAUAUGUGGUCCUGUACUCCUGUUCUUUCAAAAUCACGUGGGUGGCUUAGAUAUCAUCCAGGGCCAAGAUCUUAUGAAGAUAUUUUGCAAAUCUUUGGGGCAGAUCGUGGGUCAGAUCAUGGUGUCAAAUCAAUAAUUAUUCCGGUAGUGAUAUUCCCUUUUUUUCCGGAAAGUUCUGGCAUAAUUUCUUAUUUUUUUGCUCGAGAGUUUUGGAAUUAUUUCCAUUUGUGGAUUGAUUUUCUUUUUGGCAGUUUUAUGAUUUACAAGGGAUCUCCGGACAAACGGUACAUUUUUAUUUAACAUAUUGGGAUUAGUACAAUGAUGAAAUAAGGGGUCCAGGUACGUAAUUACUUGUGAAUAGAUAUUAUUGGUUUGAAGUCUGGAUGAAGUCUGGAUGAAGUCUGGAUGAACUCUGGUUGAGAUUGCGC